Molecule: messenger RNA, 1450 nt
Organism: Rotaria sp. Silwood2
Lineage: Eukaryota; Metazoa; Rotifera; Eurotatoria; Philodinida; Philodinidae
Source: the annotation of a GenBank genome assembly
GGAGGAAAAAGCGGUGUUUUGCUGGUGGACGGAAUUUUUUGCUCGACGACCCCCGCCGGAGUUGUCACCAUUCGAUAGAGAAUUAAAUUCUGCAUCCAGCACAACCAAGUAGAGGACCAGCACAGACGUAGGGACGAAUCGGCACAGGAAAUACGCGAAUCUGGUGCUAACAUUACCUACGUAGUGGACUGAUGUCUUAAAUAAUUAUCAAGUUAUUUAUUUUAUAAUUCUUCUAUAUCUUAAUAUUCUCAUAUUUUCGUUCAAAGGAACAUCUCGAUCAGUAUCAUUCGAAUCCAAAAUGUGAAUAUUGUGACAAACAGUUCAACUCAAUUAUUAUAUUCAAUGAACAUAAAGUCUUCGAAUGUCAACAACUAGUGAUUGACUGUGCAUUGAAAAACUUCGGUUGUAAUGAACAAGUAUAAAUACUCUUAAGAUGAAGUUCAAUUUGAAAACUUUUGUUCUUUAGUUUAUUCGUAUCAAUAAGGAAGUUCAUUAUUUAACUGAACAACAUCAAAGCGCUAUAAUCAAAUUUGUUGAUCAAAUAUUGUCGCAAACAAAUGUUAAACACAUAGAUAAUGAUCUUCCUAGUGUAACAACUGCAGCGAAUAGCAAUCCAGACACACUUCAAUCACAAGAGCUUUCUGAAAUACUAAAUGUUUUAUCAGAAGGCACUCAAGUAUUGAAAAUCGAUCAACAACGUUUAAACAAUCAAUCACUUCAAUUUAAAUCAGUUCUUCAAACAUUAAUAGAAGAAUUAUCAACACUUAAUCUAUCUACUGAAGAAUCAUAUGCUUAUUUUCAAGCAGUGAAAUGUAAUGAAGAUAUUCUCAAUCAAGAGUUAAAAUCACUGCAAUUAAGAAUUAAUGAUUUGCAAUCUAUUUCAUAUGAUGGAAUCUUUGUAUGGAAAAUUAUGAAUGUUAAAGAGAAAAUGAUUGAUGCACAGUCUGAAAGGCAAACAUCAAUUUAUUCGCCACCAUUUUAUUCAUCUCCAAAUGGCUAUAAAAUGAGAGCUCGUUUAUAUUUAAAUGGUGAUGGAAAUGCACGUCGUACACAUAUGUCACUGUUUUUUGUGCUUAUGCGAAGUUUGAACGAUUCAAUUCUCAAAUUUCCAUUUAAUUACAAAGUUACUUUUUGUAUGUACGAUCAAACAUCUGCAAAACGGCAUAUUAUCGAUUCAUUUCGACCAGAUAUUAGAUCAAAUAGUUUUCAACGACCUCAAUUGGAUAUGAAUAUAGCCAGUGGCAUACCAAAAUUUUUCCCGUUGGAAUUGAUUCAACAAGACGGAAAUCCUUAUGUACAAAACGACAUGAUGUUCAUUAAAAUUAUGGUUGACUUUGAAGAUAUACCCAAAACAUUGUUACCAUACAUUAUGAAUUUGAAUCCAGGUCUGCCAACUCAUAUUCAACAAGCAAUGAUGAAAAAAGAAGCAGAACGAUUAUGGCAAGAAUAA